GCAGUAGCAGCACGCCUCCGCUUGGAAGGGCACCAGCCAGCCUGAGAAGCACCAAGGACGGCGUGACAGAACACCGAGUCCCACUCUCUCACCUUUACUGGUUCUGUACAUAUUACAAUACCAAGCAGUCUUCCCGGCUCCUUCUCGAUGUCGAACCAGCAAGGAGAGAACUGUUUGUUGGGCUCAGUAGACGGCAAGAAGGACGUGAGGAUGAAGGAGAAGAAAUCGUGGGCGUCCUAUAUGACAAACUCUCCCACCGUGAUCGUGAUGAUCGGCCUGCCUGCCAGAGGGAAGACGUACAUGUCCAAAAAGCUUACGCGGUACCUCAACUGGAUCGGCGUUCCCACCAAAGUGUUCAACCUGGGUGUGUACCGCAGGGAGGCCGUCAGAGCCUACAAGUCCUACGACUUCUUCCGCCACGACAACGAGGAGGCCAUGAAGAUCAGGAAGCAGUGUGCUCUGGUGGCCCUGCAGGAUGUCAAGGUGUACCUUACAGACGAGGGAGGUCAGAUUGCUGUUUUCGACGCAACCAACACAACAAGAGAGCGCCGAGACCUCAUUCAAGCGUUUGUGGAGGAGAAUGCAUUUAAGGUGUUCUUUGUGGAAUCAGUGUGUGACGACCCUGAGGUCAUCGCUGCUAAUAUCAUGGAAGUCAAGGUAUCCAGUCCGGACUACCCCGAGAGGCACCGUGAAAGGGUCAUGGAUGACUUCCUGAAGCGGAUCGAGUGCUACAAGGUGACUUACCAGCCGCUGGAUCCUGACGAUUACGACAAGGACCUGUCCUUCAUCAAGGUGAUAAACGUGGGCCGGCGCUUCUUGGUAAACCGGGUGCAGGACUACAUCCAGAGUAAGAUCGUCUACUACCUCAUGAACAUCCAUGUGCACUCGCACUCCAUUUACCUGUGUCGUCAUGGCGAGAGCAACCACAACGUCGACGGUCGCAUCGGGGGAGACGCAGAACUUUCUCCCCGUGGGAAACAGUUCGCCCAUGCCCUUCGUGACUUCAUUGAGGAGCACGAGCUGUCGGACCUGAAGGUAUGGACGAGUCAGCUGAGACGCACCAUUCAAACGGCGGAGGAGCUGGCGGUGCCCUACGAGCAGUGGAAGAUUCUCAACGAGAUUGACGCGGGUGUGUGCGAGGAGAUGACCUACGAGAUGAUCCAGAGGGCGUUCCCAGAGGAGUUUGCUCUGAGGGACCAGGACAAGUAUCACUAUCGCUACCCAGGGGGGGAGUCGUAUCAGGAUCUGGUCCAGCGUCUGGAGCCAGCCAUCAUGGAGCUGGAGAGACAAGGCAAUAUCCUGGUGGUCUGCCACCAAGCGGUCAUGCGCUGUCUUCUGGCCUACUUCCUGGAUAAAAGCGCAGAAGAUCUACCCUACAUGAAGUGUCCGCUGCACACCGUCCUCAAACUCACCCCUGUGGCGUAUGGCUGUAAAGUGGAAAUGUUUUAUCUCAACGUGGAGGCGGUCAACACGCAUCGGGAUCGACCCCUUGGUAAAACGGCAGAGGACUGUGCUCGUUUGCUGCGGCGGAAUAGUUACACGCCUCUGUCCAGUCAUCACCAGGUCAAGCGUCCCAGGCUGUACAGCGCCGGAAAUCAGCCUUGGCUGCCGCUCGCCCCCACCCCGUCGGCGCUGAUGCCCGAGGGCCGGCCGAGCCAAGACUCCCUGUGCGAAGGAACCCACUUUGGCAGCUUCGACGAAACGGGCGACUGCGUCCGCUUUUGAGUGACGACGCGUCGGCCACAACAUCAGGUACACCCGCACCAAAUCUCAAAUGAGACGAGAGCGCAGUUUAUUUUGGAACACGUUAAUGUUUUUGUUUGUUUGCUUCGUCCACUUGGGUUCCAAUUAAUUCCGAUUGCUAAAUAAUGUUUCCUAUUGCAUGCAAUGGGAAUAGUCCGUUCCACCAUGGAACUUUCAAUACAAUGUUUUAGAAACAUUUUACAAAAACACAAACGUUAAUGAAAACGAUGUGUUACACAUUCAUGACUUGAUGAAACUAUAAUAAACAAUUGUAUUAUUUACCUAUAGGUGGCGCUGUGAAUGUGUCAUGGUCAUAUUAUUAAAUGAGGUACUCGUUCAAGUAACAACUUGCAAUGUCAACAUUUCAUGUUUGUCUGUACAUGCUGAUGCUUAAAGGAUGAAUAUUACAAGCAUGGUUUGCAACCAGCAAAUUAGAUGUACAGUAUUUAAAAACUUUAAAAUCAAAGUAAAAUGUGGGAAAUACUAUAUUCUCUAUAUAUUUAAGUGGAUUCUGGGCGGUUGAAAAUUGUAAUUUGUAAUAUUUUGUGUGCCUGAUUUGUGUAUUCAGUUCUUUAUAAUGUGUAGUUUUUCUUUUCUUGUAUUACUAUUGCUAUUUAUCUUUUUAUCUCAAUGGAAGAUUAAGCAUGGAAGGAUGCCUAUUUGUGCCUUUUUAGCUGAUAAAAUGUAAUUGUUUUAUUGGGUUUUUUUAUUAUAAAAUGUGUAGUUGUCUUUGCAGCAUGUGUGUUGAUGCAAAAACGCGAAAUUGUGUUGGUGGUCCUUGUCUCAUGGCCAUGAUUCAAAACUAUUAAAGACUCCGUUAUAACUUUU
Entelurus aequoreus (snake pipefish) is the source of this 2571-nucleotide messenger RNA. RefSeq names its product 6-phosphofructo-2-kinase/fructose-2,6-bisphosphatase 2-like. Gene Ontology annotation, cellular component: cytosol. The transcript is spliced from 16 exons. Gene Ontology annotation, biological process: fructose metabolic process; fructose 2,6-bisphosphate metabolic process. NCBI's taxonomy places the organism in Eukaryota, Metazoa, Chordata, Actinopteri, Syngnathiformes, Syngnathidae. Bases 148 to 1725 code for a protein of 525 amino acids. Gene Ontology annotation, molecular function: ATP binding; 6-phosphofructo-2-kinase activity; fructose-2,6-bisphosphate 2-phosphatase activity. The record is from RefSeq and is a predicted model, not a curated record.